CGACUCACUACGCGGUUGGAUUACGCUGUGUUUACUCGGCUCCGCGCUUGACGUAACUAAUUAAUUUCUGGUGUUAGUCCCGUCGAGAUUUCUAGAAACGUUUAAAAUCUUAUUUUAUUCGGUUUACCUUGUUAGGAAGUACUACUAUUCUUAUGUUUCUUUUUGUACGAUACUCGCGAAUUCAUUUUAAUAACGCUAGCGUUAAGUUUGUCUUCUGUGUAUUUAGUUAUCUGAACUCCAAAACACUAAUGCAGCUAUGACAAAGCACGUAGUUUUAUAGAAAUUUGUGCACUGUUUUGCAGUUUUUCUAUCACCAGGGAUAAUUUCCGAUAUUAAAUAGGGUUAACCGGAGUAUGAGUGUCGGAUGUCGUCAAGCGCGACAGUGACGGGCGCGCCGCCGCCGCCCGGCCGCAUGGCGGAGCCGCGCCCCGGCAAGCACACCGUCCACUGGUUCCGCAAGGGGCUCCGACUGCACGAUAACCCGGCGCUGCGCGAGGGCCUCAACGGCGCCGUCACGCUGCGAUGCGUCUUUAUCAUAGACCCCUGGUUCGCCAGCUCGUUCAAUGUUGGAAUCAAUAAAUGGAGGUUCCUUUUACAAUGCCUGGACGACUUGGACAGCAGCCUGAAGAAGCUGAACUCGCGGCUGUUCGUGGUCCGCGGUCAGCCGGCGGACGCGCUGCCCAAGCUGUUCCGCGAGUGGGGCACCACCGUGCUCACCUUCGAGGAGGACCCGGAGCCCUACGGCCGUGUGCGCGACCACAACAUCAUGUCCAAGUGCCGCGAGGUCGGCAUCACCGUCAUGUCGCGGGUCUCGCACACCUUAUUCAAAUUGGACAAGAUUAUCGAAAGGAAUGGUGGUAAGGCGCCGUUGACGUACCACCAGUUCCAAGCGCUGAUAGCCAGCAUGCCGCCGCCGCCCGCCGCCGAGCCGACCAUAACGCCGCAGCUCUUCAAAGGGACCGUCACGCCCAUCUCGGACGACCAUGACGAGCGCUUCGGCGUGCCCACACUCGAGGAACUAGGUUUUGAAACAGAGGGGCUAAAACCGCCGGUGUGGGUAGGCGGAGAGAGCGAGGCUUUAACAAGACUAGAAAGGCAUUUAGAACGGAAAGCGUGGGUCGCUUCAUUCGGGAGACCAAAGAUGACGCCACAGUCCCUGCUAGCAAGCCAGACCGGCUUGUCACCGUAUUUAAGAUUUGGAUGUUUAUCGACAAGGCUAUUUUAUUAUCAACUGACAGAAUUAUAUAAAAGAAUCAAACAAGUGCGGCCGCCACUGUCCCUUCACGGGCAGAUUCUGUGGAGAGAAUUCUUUUAUUGUGCAGCGACUCGAAACCCCAAUUUUGACCGAAUGGAAGGAAACCCCAUAUGUGUACAAAUACCCUGGGAGAAAAACCAAGAUGCCCUAGCGAAGUGGGCAAAUGGACAAACUGGAUACCCUUGGAUCGACGCUAUCAUGAUACAGUUGCGCGACGAGGGCUGGAUACACCACCUGGCGCGGCACGCCGUCGCCUGCUUCCUCACGAGAGGGGACCUCUGGAUCUCAUGGGAGGAGGGCAUGAAGGUGUUCGACGAGCUGCUGCUGGACGCGGACUGGUCGGUGAACGCCGGCAUGUGGAUGUGGCUGUCGUGCUCCUCCUUCUUCCAGCAGUUCUUCCACUGCUACUGCCCCGUGCGCUUCGGGCGCAAGUCCGACCCCAACGGAGACUUUAUCAGAAAAUACAUUCCAGUAUUAAAGAAGAUCCCGACGCAGUACAUCCACGAGCCGUGGCUCGCGCCCGAGGCCGUGCAGAUCGCCGCCAACUGCAUUGUGGGCCGCGACUAUCCGCUACCCAUGGUGGACCACAGCAAAGCCUCCAAGAUUAAUAUCGAGCGCAUUAAGCAGGUGUACGCCCAGCUUGCUAAAUACUCACCACAUGGUAAUAUCCUGAAUCCAAACAGUGUCCAGAGACCUAACGCGGUACUGUCGUCGCCAAGCCCUUCUUCUAUAAUCGCAAGCAUCAACCAGUCGAACUACCUGUGCAGCAAGUCUCCUGACCCGCAAAACUCGCAAACUCAACAAGAAAAAACGUACAAGGAAAUUCCGAACUAUAAUGACACGAAUAGGGCUCUGCGGCCCCAAAAGGUUGACUCGCCUAAAAAGCCGACCUUCAAAGAAAUCGUUAUUGUGCCUAUAGUACAAAACACUAAUGUGAACCACGAGAAUGUAGCAGACGGCAGAACUCAAUGAGCUGUCACAGCGCAAACGUGCGAUGUUGCCCAAAAAUCAAAAAUGUUACGUGCCGAAUACAAAUUGAAAUGCCAACAGAGUCAGGUGUAUACUUGAUAGAAGAGCAAAUUGUUGCUGUAAUCGGCAAUUAGUAACAUGAUGAGGAUAGACUGGCAGUCCGAAUUCUGUCAGUCGCUCAGAUGUAUACCAUAUUGAUUUUUAAAAAAAGGCCCAUUUACAUGGUGCGAGUUUCUCGCACGUUUUGGGGCGAGAAAUCGUAUGACAUUAUCGUAUGCAAUAAUCGUCAGGCGAUUAUCGAAUAAAAAUGUUUUAACUCAUGCGAGAAAUAAAAACUCGCCUACGAUUAUGUCAUGCGAUACUCGAAUGGCGAUUAUCGCCAGGCGAAAUAGUUUACACGGGGAGCUGCGUUCUAGGGAGAUAUUUGCAUACUAUUUCUCGACUCGUCUAAACUGGUUCUCGUAUGACAUUUUUUCACGUACGUGCGAGUAUCGCACGAAUCGGUGCGGACCGAUUUUCGUACGAGUUUUACCUGUCAACUUACGUGAUUAGUUACUAAUCUUUUCAGUAUAUUGUCAAUAUUCUUAGUAAAUAUUUCUUGUUUUCCUCAUUAUUUUUAAUUUUAAUAUAUUUUAAGUAGCAUUUACGAGUAGUUUAAUAUUGGCUCUUGGCUGAAGUAACGUGACGUUGCUUUUACGAAAAAAUAAGUUGCCGGGAACGACAACAUAUAAGUAUACCUACAAGGUGUUUCUGUGAUACCUGAUAUAUCUGACUAUACUCUGAGGGGUGAAUACAUAGUUAUGUAGGUCAUACAAAAGAACUUUUACCUACUCCAUAGUAGGUAGGUAGUUUGUCAUAAAUUUCGAAGAGUUAUAAUACGUCAAUGUUUUCUAUGGAACAAGCAGAUUUGUUUUUCGCGAUUUCGAGCUCCACACUCCACAGUAAAAGCUGUUCAGUAUGACCUACAUAAUUCACCCCUCAGAGUACCUAUGGUCAAACAUCACAAAAUACACUGUAUGAAAAGAAAAAUAUUGUGCGUUUUGGCUAUUAAUAAAACAUUUUAAAUGUCCCAAAAAACGCAUAAAAUUGGGACCAACAAAUAUGAACUCGAAAAUCUCGAAAUGCGAUUCUCGCAUUAAAAUUUUGUUUACACGGAGACAUCCAAUCAGCAAAGGCGAGGCGAUUAUCGCUCCUUCUAGUACGAUAUCGUAUGUUUAGUUUACAUGAUACUAUAUUUUUUCUCGUGCUACGAUAAUCGUGCGUUCGAGGCGAGAAAAUCGCACCAUGUAAAUGGGCCUAACGCCGUCUCACCUGCGAAACUUUAUAUUAUAUACAAUUUUGUAUGUGUCUCAUAUUUCACUUAUUUUUAUGUAAUUGGCGUUAGGAAAGUAAGAAAUUAUCUACAAAUAAAUGUUAAAAUGUA
Messenger RNA from Cydia fagiglandana, 3647 nucleotides. RefSeq names its product cryptochrome-1-like (gene cry2). The coding region runs from base 365 to 2227 and encodes 620 amino acids. NCBI's taxonomy places the organism in Eukaryota, Metazoa, Arthropoda, Insecta, Lepidoptera, Tortricidae. The record is from RefSeq and is a predicted model, not a curated record. Gene Ontology annotation, cellular component: nucleus; cytoplasm. Gene Ontology annotation, molecular function: FAD binding; DNA binding. Gene Ontology annotation, biological process: entrainment of circadian clock by photoperiod; negative regulation of DNA-templated transcription; circadian regulation of gene expression. The transcript has 10 exons.